This is a messenger RNA of Necator americanus (New World hookworm), 1041 nucleotides long. RefSeq lists its product as uncharacterized. The record is from RefSeq and is a predicted model, not a curated record. Gene Ontology annotation, biological process: cell-cell adhesion. NCBI's taxonomy places the organism in Eukaryota, Metazoa, Nematoda, Chromadorea, Rhabditida, Ancylostomatidae. Gene Ontology annotation, cellular component: stress fiber; focal adhesion. The coding region runs from base 1 to 1041 and encodes 346 amino acids. The transcript has 6 exons.
AUGCGAGCAAGCAGCACGAUUGACAACAUUCACACUGUUUCGAAAUUCAUCGAGGUGUCACGAAAGUACAAGAUGCCGCUCUGUCUCACCUUCAUCGACUUAGAGCCCCUCGACUUAGUUGAGAUGGAAGCAGUCAUAGAAACCUUGGUCCUUACUCGGUUCAUAAAGGUACUUCGAGGGUUGAGUAACUUCACAACCAGAAUUUCGCCAUUAUACAAAAAUGUCAUCAUUGACGUGAAAAGAGGGGUUCGACAGGGAGAUACAAUCUCACCUCCUGUAUUCACGGUCACCCUCAAAAACGCAAUGCGAAAGCUAGAAUGGGACGACAUGGGAGUGAAGGUUGAUGGUCGGCAGCUACAUCAUUUACGACUUGCUGACGACAUCGUUCUGAUAACAUCUAGCAUCAGUCAGGCGGAAAGAAUGCUGACCGAAUUCGACGGAACACGUACAUGCGCAGCUUGCAACUCGAACAUCACUCAAGAAACGACGGAAUGUAAAGCAAUGGGAAAGAUAUUUCACGUGAAUUGCUUCAAAUGCAAGAAAUGCGGCAUAAAACUCGCCAGUUUCUCCUCAUACUAUAGAGUUGACGACUAUCCUUUAUGCGAAUCUUGCUAUCAGGAUACCAUGGACAAAUGUAAUAAAUGCCAGAAGCCAAUUACGGAUACCAUACUUCGUGCUAGAUGUGGAACGUUUCACCCCAAAUGUUUUGUGUGCGCAAAUUGUCAAAAGUCGCUCGAAGACGCACGUUACACCACAGAUCUAGACGGUUAUCCCCACUGUAUGCCUUGUUUUCACGAACGAUUUGGUAUACGAUGCGUAGCCUGCAAGAAAUGUAUUGUUCCUGAAGAAGGGAGCAAUAAACGAGUGAGGGUAUUUGCAUUGAACCAAAACUAUCAUCCGAGUUGCUUCAAGUGUGAGAGCUGUGGAAUCAAUCUAUGCAGAACGGAGAAAGGAGGCGGUUGCAUUCCGUUUGACGUGCAGCUUUACUGCAAAAAAUGCUAUUUCAAGUGUGCCACUUUUGGCGGUGGUAUAACCUAUUAA